CCUUCCCCCGUCCCAAUCCCAGCGCUGGUCCAAACUGUCAUCAGUUGUGUUCGUCUCCUCUGUGAGAGGCUGCUGUACGUGGAACCUCCCUCACUCUCUGACGCAAUCAACCACCUGCGACAGACGUGUAAACCAACCAGUUGCCUUGACGACAACAUUGGGGGUGUGGCUAUUGAUGGGCAACAGCGAGAAGAUGAAUAUUCUGAUAAAGUAAGUACCAUUCCAUUUCCUCACUCCUCACGAACACACACCCAUCUGUCACACACCCAUAUUACCCUCAAACCAAACCAACAUCUCUCUCUACCAAAUCUGAAUUAGGUUUAACAACACUCAGGACCACAUGCUACUUGAUAUCUUAGCCUUUUCCUCUUCAGAGAGCAGCUGCCGUCGAUUACAUUGGCUGUUUUCAGUUAAGAGGUCCUCAGCUGUUGGCGCUAAGUACCAAUCGAUUUGGAAAUAACAACUGUUUGUUUAAUACGCGACGACGAUAUUCGCGACUCGGAAAAAUAAAUUUUGGGAGUCAGGUUAUGCACUGUUGCUGCCGUGACAACUACAGUGGAACUGGUCUAAUCCAGACACAAAUGGGACAGAAGAAAGUGUCCAUAUUAGUGAGGUGUCCUUAUUUCAGUGGUUGAAAAGAACUGUUCUUGGUGAAAGAAAAGGUGUCCUCAUUUCAGGGGUGUCCUUAGAGAGGUGUCCUUAGAGAGGUGGUCUCCGUAAUGCGCGCGUUUCUCGAUAUAUAGGAAGAAAAGAUUCGCUCACCGGUAAACAGAACUUCUGUGACAAGAGCCGGUGAUGUACUAGAUGAUUACAUCAUCGGGAAUGAGGAUGACAUCACUGAUGAGGGUGUUGAUAACAGCGGUGGAGGGAUAGUGGAGGCCCUGGAGCUAGUGAGAGAGGGAGUCCAUCACCUGGUGACCAUGUACUGUCUCUCCUUGUUGCCUGGUUACCUGCCAGAGUGGUGGGCGGAGCCCAAGAAAGUGGUGCCGCUGUCGAAACAGACCAGAGUGUUCAGGGUUAAAGCCUGCGCUCUGCACAAACUGCCGAUCAUUGACUUUAGAAGGUAUUCCCACUUCCAGUUAGAAGCCUGUAUCUACCACGGAGGUCUGCCUGUCUCCAAGAGAACCUCCUCUCCUCCAGCCAAAAUUAGCCACAGCUUUUUCAGCUCCAUUGUCUGGAAGAAAUGGCUGAAUUUUGGAGUACCUCUCUCUCACCUUCCUCGUGAGUGUCGUCUCUGUCUCACUCUGCAUGGACUGGAGACCACGUCCAGCACCAACGACCGGGGAUGGAACCGCACCCCCAUUGCCUGGGUGAUUCAGAAACUAUUUGACAGUCGAGGGGUCCUGAUAUUUGGCCCCCGACUCCUGGGAAUGUGGGGGGGAGAUGAAGUCAUGGACCCCCUCGAUUCCCCGUACCCCAACACCUCCCGAGACGCAGUUCUCUUGGAGUUAUUGUUUGAGGAUAGUGGGGAAAGGGUUAAAUAUGAGGAAGCCCCGCCUAUUACAAGCCACGCCCCCUCCUCCGCCAAGAAACCGGGAGCCACGCCCAGUCUGUUGUACCGAGGACUCAAGAAAAUGGCAGAUAGAGACAGGUUUAGCAGUCUCUCGAUGGAGGAUGAGAAGCUGAUCUGGUCAAACCGGUUUCUGCUACGUGAUCACCUGAGUUCGUCACCUCGGGGGCUUCCCCUUCUCCUCCUCUCCACCCCUCACUGGCGUCCCCCUCACCGUGACGACGUGUGGGCGGUCCUGGGGGUGUGGCCUUGUCACGAUCCUGUUCAUGGUCUCGAGCUACUGGAUCCACAGUUAGCCGAUGGAAUAGUUCGGAAGACGGCUGUUAGCUGGUUGUCUGGUCUCCAUGACGACGACCUCUGUGACUUCCUCCCUCAGCUAGUGCAGAGUCUUCGCCAUGACAACUACGAGAGGGGCGCGAUGGCUGAGCUUCUUCUGAGACGAGCCGUUCUUUCUCCCCGAGUUGCUCACAGCCUCUACUGGCAACUGCGUAUCCUAGCAACGGCAUCGGGGGAGAGGUACGGAGUUCGCUAUAGGAACAUGACCCAAGCACUGGACGUCCUCCUCGGUGAGAGAAUACGUGCCGAGUUCACCACUCAGGAGGAGCUGGUGGAGCAGCUGGUUGCCGUGGCAGCAGUUGUCAAGGCAACGAGGGACGCCCACCGGCAGACGAUGUUGGUCCACGAGCUCCAGAGAGUGAAGGAGAGGAUGGUUGGUGACUUCCGGCUUCCUCUUUCUCCCUCCCUCCUCGUUAGAGGAGUAGAUGUUGAGUCCAGUUCAUUCUUCAAUUCCAAUACCGUCCCUCUGAAAAUCUCGUUCCUGAACUCCGACCCCUUCGGAGACAACAUCGACAUCAUUUUCAAGGUGGGUGACGACCUUCGACAGGACAUCCUGGUUCUUCAGAUGAUAAAACUGAUGGAGAAGAUAUGGCUGCGUGCUGGGCUUGAUCUGAAGAUGGUGACCUACGACUGUGUCGCCACUGGGCAGGAUCACGGGAUGCUGGAAGUGGUGACUGACUCCUCCACUCUGCGAGCCAUACAGACUGAACGUGGCGUCACUGGCUCGUUCAAAGACAAGCCACUCAGCAACUGGCUGAUGAGAUACAACACCUCAGAAACAGAUUACAGAAAGGCAAUCGACAACUUUACCUGCUCUUGUGCGGGAUACUGUGUCGCUACCUACGUCCUCGGAAUCUGCGAUCGCCAUAACGACAACAUCAUGGUGAAGAGAUCGGGCCACAUGUUCCACAUCGACUUUGGCAAGAUUCUGGGGAAUGCUCAGAUGUUUGGGUCCAUCAAGAGGGACCGGGUACCAUUUGUCUUGACUCGAGACAUGGCCUACGUCAUAAAUGAUGGAGACAGACCGACUUCUCGUUUCCAGCAGUUCGUGGACCUGUGCUGUACUGCCUACAAUGAACUGAGGAGGCACACUCACACUCUCCUCAGUCUUCUGUCACUGGUAAUUUCUCUGGAUAAUGGGGUGGCCUAAGGUUUUGGACAUAUAGCAAGCA
Messenger RNA from Geodia barretti, 3018 nucleotides. The record is from the annotation of a GenBank genome assembly. NCBI's taxonomy places the organism in Eukaryota, Metazoa, Porifera, Demospongiae, Tetractinellida, Geodiidae.